AUUCCCCUACCCCAGCGUCUGGGAGGCUCAGCUGCCAAGGGACCAGAUCCUCGUGGACACUUUCAGGUUCACCGCACAAAGCCUGCUGAGCCGGAACCUCUGACCCCUGAAACCAUGGAUAAAUUUGACCUGAUUAAGAUCAUUGGGGAAGGCACCUUUGGGAAGGUAUACUUGGCUAAAGAUAAAUCAGAACACAAUCACUGCGUCAUAAAAGAGAUCGGUCUUACGAAGUCCCUCAAUGUCGCUUUGAUGCCCUUCCAGGAAAAAGAAGCUACAGAGAAAGAAGCGAUUCUUCUGGCUACAAUGAAGCAUCCCAACAUUGUCACCUUCUUUGGCUCAUUUCAAGAGAGCGGCAGGCUGUUUAUCGUAAUGGAAUACUGUGACGGAGGAGAUCUCCUGCAAAGGAUCCGGAGGCAGCAGGGAGUGCUAUUCAGUGAAGAUCAGAUCCUGUGUUGGUUUGUACAGAUUUCUCUGGGGCUGAAGCAUAUUCACGACAGGAAGGUAUUACACAGGGACAUAAAAUCUCAGAAUAUUUUUCUUAGCAAGAAUGGAAUGGUUGCAAAGCUCGGGGACUUUGGAACAGCAAGAACAAUGAAUAAUUCCAUGGAGCUUGCUCAGACGUGUGCUGGGACACCUUACUACCUGUCCCCAGAGAUCUGCCAGAACAGGCCAUACAACAACAAGACGGAUAUUUGGUCUCUUGGCUGUGUCUUAUAUGAGCUCUGCACACUCAAGCAUCCUUUUGAGAGUAACAACUUACACCAUCUGGUUCUGAAGAUUUGUCAAGCACGUGUGGCUCCCAUAUCACCCCACUUCUCUCUUGACCUACAGUCUUUGGUACCUCAGCUCUUUAAAGUGUCUCCUCGGGAUCGACCAUCUAUUAAUUCCCUUUUGAAAAGGCCCUUUUUAGAAAUUCUUGUUGCCCGAUACUUAUCUCCUGAGGUCCACUCCAGAAGAAUUCAGUCCCAUUUUCACAUGCAGAACGCUGCUGCUGGCCUCACAGCUGGCUGGGGAGGCAGUCCAUGGUCUGCUGCGUUCCUUCAGGGGAAAUUUGAAGCUCAGCAAUAUAAGUUAAAAGUGGAAAGACAAUUGGGUCUCCGUCCAUCUUCUGCUGAGCCACAUCCCGAUGACAGAGAAAAGCUACAAAUCCGUGGAAAGGAGACUAACUUCCAGGAGCUGCGGUGUAGGAAGAACAAAAUGAAGGACCAGGAAUAUUGGAAACAGCUCGAGGAAAUUCGCCAACAGUACCACAGCGACAUGAAGGAAAUUAAAAAGAAGAUGGGGAGAGAGCUGAAGGAACAUGCAGACCUCAGUCAGAAAACCUAUUUGGUGAAGAGGAGCGACAUGCCCUGCCACCCUGAUGCACCGGAGGAAGAAGCCUGCAUGCAGAGAGGAAUAAAGUUUGAAAUUAGCCUAGAUAUUUCUGAGGAAGACACCGUUCAAGAAAACAAGGCAAUGGAUUCACUAAAGGAUACGUUAAGCUUUGAAGAUGGCAUGAAGUUUCAGAAGUAUGGAUGUGGGAAGGAGCAUGAAGAUUACACAGACAGAGCCUUUGAUAAGCUCUGUGGCCCAGAAGCAGAGGGCUUGUUUCAGGAUAUCGUUGCCGUGGAGAACAGGAGGCAGUGGGACGCCAGAGCACCUCAGACUCUGCUGCAGAUAAUGGCAACAGCAGAUGUCACCUCCACCUGCCCCACCAUGCCUGAUGAUGGUCAAGUGAUUGUGAUGGAAUGCAGUCCAGAAAACGGGAAGCCAUGGUGGUGGGAUGUGCCAGGGACCCUGUGUGCUUUGGCAGCAGAAAGUGCCUGCAGUAGCUCAUUGUCUGCCAGUAAAGAAGAACCUGCGAUAGUAAAACCACAGCUUCCUAAAGAAGACCAGGGAGAAGCAGACAUAGCCUCUGGCAUCGUAGUGGAUGAUGAAGAACUGGAUCCAGUAUCACAUGAUGAUGAUAUAAAAUUUGAAGAAUCGGAAGAUGAAUUGAGAAGUGAAAUAAUAGAAUCCCUGGAAAAACUUGCAACUUCCACAGAAGAAAGGGACGAAGUUCUCUGCUCCUCUAAGAAUGCUGAAAAGCCACGAGAGAAAGAAAGGUUAGACUUGCUGGCCCAGAAGUUCCAGUGAAAGUCUGGAAGCUUCCUUGAGCUGUCUGAUCUGUAUGGCUAAGACCAAACAGAUUCACCAAACGCUAGUCAAAAUGGGCAAGUGUGGAAGAUCUGUUUCUUAUUGCUGGGAAAAGUCCACCAUCUUAUUGGUUUUAUACAUUCUGUCCUGAUUAUGCUCUUGAGGGACAACUCUGACAAAUUCUGUUCUUAGCUUUAAUGCUUCUAUUAAACUGAAACUAUCUGUUCAUAUCUUUCAUGUUUGUGUUUAGAAUAAAAUGUAU
Molecule: messenger RNA, 2377 nt
Organism: Psammomys obesus (fat sand rat)
Lineage: Eukaryota; Metazoa; Chordata; Mammalia; Rodentia; Muridae
Gene: Nek5
Product: NIMA related kinase 5
Exons: 20
Coding region: 115-2115 (666 amino acids)
Biological process (GO): protein phosphorylation
Molecular function (GO): ATP binding; protein kinase activity
Source: RefSeq, a predicted model, not a curated record